CCGCCAUUUCCGUUCUUUAAGGGUCAUGCGCAAUAGCUCAUGACUCGUUUUCAUCAAUAGCCUCGUUCCCAGUGGGAGAAAAUGGCGACCUCCAGUGUAUUGCGACUUUCGGGUCUGUUUUCUCCGACUUUUGGGUCCCUGGUGAGUCGUCAGUCCCCAGCACUGACAGUCCAGUGUCGCAGUCUCUUCACCGACAAAGAGGAUGACAAGACAGGUGUCAGUGUUGUUCCAAGUAGAGAGCAGAGCACAAGCCAGGGAAUAGUGCCAAAGAAGACAUAUUCCCCUUUCCAGAACACAAGCAACAAGGCAGAAUAUGCACUGGCCAGGGUGGAUGACCUCCUCAACUGGGCCAGGAAGAGCUCCCUGUGGCCACUGACGUUUGGCUUGGCCUGCUGUGCUGUGGAGAUGAUGCACUUCGCCGCCCCCAGAUAUGACAUGGACAGGUUUGGGGUGGUGUUUAGAGCCAGCCCUCGACAAGCAGAUCUCAUCAUUGUUGCUGGAACUCUCACAAACAAGAUGGCUCCAGCUCUGAGAAAAGUGUAUGACCAGAUGCCGGAGCCGAGAUGGGUGAUCUCUAUGGGCAGCUGUGCCAACGGUGGAGGCUACUAUCACUACUCUUAUGCCGUGGUCCGAGGCUGUGACAGGGUUAUUCCUGUUGAUAUAUAUGUUCCAGGUUGCCCCCCGACGGCGGAGGCAUUGUUAUACGGAGUUCUACAGCUGCAGAAGAAGAUCAAGAAGAUGAAGACGGUGCAGAUGUGGUAUCGGAAGUAGUUGGCUAGUAUCGUGUACAUAGACUGCAUCUGUUAUUUGUACAUAUUUGUUGUGUUAGUGCAACCAGUAGCAUGCGAGGAACGCUACAACACUUGACCAGCAUGGUGGAUGGGGAAGUCUCAAGUUCAAAGUCUUCCCUGAAGUUACUCUGGAUGUGAAAGUACAUGAAGAUCUGUGCUUGUUUCGGGUGAAAAUCUUCAGUGCCACAAUGGACUUGUUUGAAACAAUGUGAAUUAACAUGGAAAUUUGGAAAUAAAAACUUUCCAGUAAA
Messenger RNA from Haliotis rufescens (red abalone), 1042 nucleotides. RefSeq names its product NADH-quinone oxidoreductase subunit B-like. Lineage: Eukaryota; Metazoa; Mollusca; Gastropoda; Lepetellida; Haliotidae. The transcript is spliced from 6 exons. Gene Ontology annotation, biological process: electron transport coupled proton transport; mitochondrial respiratory chain complex I assembly; aerobic respiration. The record is from RefSeq and is a predicted model, not a curated record. Gene Ontology annotation, molecular function: 4 iron, 4 sulfur cluster binding; NADH dehydrogenase (ubiquinone) activity; quinone binding. Bases 82 to 771 code for a protein of 229 amino acids.